GGAAUUUAGUAAACACGAUCAGCGAGAAUAUGACGACCAGCGAGCGCUCGAGAUCCACACGGCCAAGGAUUUCAUUUUCUCCAUGCUCGGUAAGAGAUAGUCGGUUGGGAAAUCACGUCUGUUUAGCUGACAUUUGAACCUAGAAUGAGGCAGAACUGUUUUUAUUACGCUAAAUGUAUUUAUGACAAUUCUCAAUAACAACUACAGUCCGCUAGCUUGAUCAGUGGUGAAUGGAGGCAAUAAUGAGUGUGCUGUUUCAAAUCUAUCAGUGUAGAUCAAGAUAUCAAAUCAAAAGGCUGACUCUAAAUCCCUAAUAUCUAUUUAAUCUCUGACCCGUCAUUGUCCAGUCCUAGAUACAUUGAACAAUAUAAUUAUGUAUGAAUUUAGUCUUACAUCAUUCAUAGGGCUGCACCGCCUGCAAACUGAAUGUGAGUGCCAAUGCUCGAGGGAAUACGGCGUGGUUGAAAUCUGGUCGGGAGGUUUUAUAACCAUAUAAACCAGAUUAAUACAUAUUUUUCAUGACAUCAUGAAGAAUAUGUUUUUUGGUUGAAGUCUGAUCGAACUACUGACCAGUUAUCUAAAUGCUACUCAAUUAAUAAACGUGCAUAGUGUUUGUUGGCCAUGCACCCAUUGAAUAUAUGACACUGGAACCGUUGCAGUUAUACAAAUUGGAGUAAUGUUCUUUUAAAGCAGGGUUUGCAUGAUUCAGCUUAGAGCAGUUGGCAAACAACAGCUGCAGAGCGCACCAAAGUGGGUUAGGGUCUCAUGGACCCAGUCAACAAGCUGGAUCUAUUCCGUUUGAGACUCGGGGGACUCGGACUCAGGGGGCUUCAUGCGGGCCGAGCUCUUCCCGAGUGCGGCAUAAUCAUAUUACUCUGGGCUGAGGCUAAUGGUACUCGGGCGAGUCCACUUCAGUUCAUCCGGCCCGAUUAACUUUUUCAGGAGUAGGGCCAUUUUAAGUUUUUAUCCGGCAGGUGAUGAAAUACCAAUUAAAUUGUUUUUUAUAUUUCACCUCCAAGGCAUCGAAUUUGCUAGGUCAUUAGCAAGCUAAAAUGUGUGACAGUCUCUGCGGCCCUAUAGCCAUCAGAUAUGGUUCAUAAUUUAGAGGAUCUAUGCUUUAAAUGCUGUUGAUUUUAGUACAGGCUAUGGCUUUUCGUAGUUGCAGUCCACCGAAUUGAAAAGUGCACAUUCACUUCCAUAAUAUUUGUUCUAGGCUACCAGCAUGUAAGAUAAACAUGCACAAUAAUACAGUAUACCCUUACAAAAAUUAACUGUGUGUGGCUUCUAAUGGUAACUGUUAAUUUAUUAUGCUGUGCAUUUUCUUCUGUUCCACUGAAUGCAAUUUAGAUUUUUAUAGACUAACUGAAUUCGUUUUCAGAACUUAACAAAAGACACAUAGGCCUGUGUAUUUUAUUGCAAUAUCCUACUACAAUCCACAUGUAUUUACAAACCCCUAUUUUUAUCCCAUUAAUUUAAAUAAUUAGUGAAAUUAUUGCACCUGAAUUUGACACUGAAAAUAUGACAAUUAUAUUUUCUCUUAAAGUAUUUGAGCAAUUCAAAUUACUGCACGCAUUGUUAUUUUAAUUUCAGUAGCUAAAUGAGGAGGUAGGCAUAUCUGUUCCAAUUAAAACUUGGAUUGGAAUCUGUGCGCAGUGCAGGCAGCUUGAGCAUUCAAGCGCAUUGCUCAAGUGUCAUUGGGACAGAGUGCCCGGUAGGCUACACAACAACGCAGCUGGAAAACAAUGACAGCUUCUCGAAAAUGUGCACAAAAAACUUCGAUAACAUUCUCCUGAGUUCUUGUUUUACUUUUGUAAGUAAAGCGGCGGUUUGUUGGGGAGAAGAACAUCAAGGAAAGUUUUGCUAACCGGCUAAUUUUAGCUAGCUAACAUUAGCUCUCUAGCUGAUCUUCCAUGGACAUGGUAAGUUUACAUUUUUACCUGCUGCAGCUAGCUAACAUUUUGAUAUUUUGAUAUCUGUUUAGCUAAUGACAGUGUGUCUCUCUCUCGCUCUAUCUGUCUCUCUGCCUCUCUGUCUGUGUAUGUGUGUGGGACAGACGGACAGAGAGCGAUGAUGAUCACAAUAACUUUAGAAAAAGUGUGCACAUUUUUUACAGUAAGUGUCAUGAAAAGCCUGAAAACUCAGGAGGUUGAUGUGUUGCGGGCCCUCGGGAAAGUCCUAAAAUAUGUCCCUGACCGCCGUGGUGGAGGAGGACGCAAAAUCAGACCCAUCACACCACUAUUCAAGAGGGUCACUAUACUCCAGAUCGCCUUCUCUGCUCUGCUCUGAGGUCCUUGAUGAGGAUCUACUCGAUCACACCACUCUCUUAUUAAGCAUUCAUUUAAAAAACCAAUGUAUGGUGCAGAAACUGGACCAGAAGCUCCCUGUGGCCAACGAGUACCUGCUGCUGUCAGGUGGUGUGCGGGAGGGCGUGGUCGACAUGGACCUAAACGAGCUGAGUGUCUACGCCCGCGGCACCGACUACGACAUGGACUUUACCCUCCUCGUGCCCGCGCUCAAGCUGCACGACCGCAACCAGCCGGUCACUCUGGACAUGCGCCACUCAGCCCUGUGCCACUCGUGGCUGAGCCUGCGCCUCUUCGACGAGGACACCAUCAACAAGUGGAAGGACUGCUGCACAGUGGUAGACCACAUCAACGGCGCCACCAACUACUUCUUCUCACCCACGCUGGUGGCUGACUGGUUCUAUGAGUCCAUCAGCGUGGUCCUGGUGGAGAUCCAGAAGAAGCCCCAGCGCGGCAUGCCCCGCGUGGAGAAGGUGGAGCGGAAUGGCACCAUCAUCUCCGUCAUCCUGGGCGUGGGCAGCAGCCGCAUGCUCUAUGACAUCGUGCCUGUGGUCUCCUUCAAGGGAUGGCCGGCGGUGGCCCAGAGCUGGCUGAUGGAGAACCACUUCUGGGACGGCAAGAUCACAGAGGAGGAGGUGAUCAGCGGCUUCUACCUGGUGCCUGCCUGCUCCCACAAGGGCCGUAAGGAGAAUGAGUGGCGCCUGUCGUUCGCCCGCAGCGAAGUGCAGCUCAAGAAGUGCAUCUCGGCCAGUCUGAUGCAGGCCUACCAGGCGUGCAAGGCCAUCAUUAUCAAGCUGCUGUCAAGGCCCAAGGCCAUCAGCCCCUACCACCUGCGCAGCCUGAUGCUGUGGGCCUGCGAUCGGCUCCCUGCCACCUACCUGUCCCAGGAAGACUUCUCAGCCCACUUCCUGCUAGGCCUCAUCGACGACCUGCAGAACUGCCUGGUCAACAAGAUGUGCCCCAACUACUUCAUCCCACAGUGCAACAUGCUGGAGCACCUGUCUGACGAGACAGCCAUGCUCCACGCCCGCAAGCUCAGCUCGGUGCGCUCCGACCCGGCCGAGCACCUGCGCACCACCAUUGAGCACGCCAAGGCGGCCAACCGGCUGACCCUGGACCUGCAUUGGCGCAGUAGCGCCUCAAACCUGCCAUCACCACAGUCAGACGCGGGCGGCGAGCACCAGCCGGAUGACCGCUUGGCUAAGAAGCUGCAGCAGCUGGUGACGGAGAACCCUGGCAAGUCCAUCUCGGUGUUCAUCAACCCAGAUGACGUGACGCGGCCACACUUCCGCAUCGACGACAAGUUCUUCUGAGAAAAAUGCUCUUCUCCUCCUCCCCCCACAGCACCCAUUCUCCCUUUGACUAGAUCUAUCGGUCAAGUCGUCAAAUUAGUCGUUUUCCCAAGUAACGGUCGCCACAGAGCAUUGUGAGGUGCUUUUUUCCAAUGGUGUCUUCCCAUUUUGUUUACCUGUCCCCACACCCCAUCAACCCUACAAUGCCCAUGUCACCUUGACAAGGCCUUUACAGGACUACAUAAAACAGGUGGAAGAAGGUUAAGGAAUGUCUUAGUCCCUGUAGGGGAACUGAUGGUACUAACGCCAUAACUGUACAUAGAGAGAGUUGAGUGGAUAUGUGUGUGUGUGUGGACAUUGGUAUUAUUUUGCACAGAAUGUAGAGGCACACAGUUAUGGUGGAAGUUGUGCUAUGAAGUGAAGUCUGAAAUGUUGCAUAUCUUUUAGGAAGCCAAUUUCAAUGGUCUUUUCUUUUCUCCGCUGGGCAAAAUGCUCUGAAUGAAUACCUACUAGUUUAGAGUAUGUUUUAGAGCUGUUAUUCCAAUAAGCUGUAUCGCAAUGACAAGUUGUUUCUAACUUUACAUUCUCUGUGCAGUCAUGUCCAUGUCCUAUGUGUAUAGUGAACAGUUCCAGAUGUAUCCAGAAUAUGCCAAAAACCUGCAGAUAUCUGACCGGCAAUGUGAUACACAUAUCUUCAUCCUCAAGUGCAAUUAGUAAACUAACAAACACACACACACCACACAUACAAGUGCUAACACUCAUUAUACACACUCCUGAUCAGUGAAAUGGUGUAUGUAAUACGUAUUUGUGAUAUUCCAGAACUCUGGGACCUUGUCCUUUUGUUUGUCUGUGUUAUAGGGAACUCUGAAACAUUUUACUGUGAUUCUUAUUUUCCAUAUUUGCUGCUGACCUUAUGAAUAUGUUUUAUGAUUGACUGGUUAUGCAAAUUAAGUGAACAAACACACAAUUAUUAAUUUUAAUUGGACAUGUGCGUAGCUACUGUGUACAUAGUACUGGAAAACAGCAGUGGGAUCCUGCCUGUAUCAUUUGUAUGGACCAAUCUGGCAGCGGCACUGUCAGCACUGACGAAUUGCAUGGCCUCUAUCAGACAAACCUGUCAUGGACCAAAUUAGCAACCUCACCAUCGGCAGGGAUCAAACACACUGCCUUACCAUCAAUUCGGACUAAUCAGUUGUGUGGCCUGAAGAAUGUGUUCUAUGCCUCUGCUGUUCCAAAGGCAUACCGGCCACGUUCCAGACUGACUACAUUGCAGACGCCUGCCAAAUCUCACAACGCCUGGAUAGCUGUCAUAUCACAUUUUAUGAGAUGUCAUAUCACAUCAAAUAAUAUAGCAAUCUGAUGCCUGACUGUGCAAAUCGAUUGACCGUGGGUUGAUGCAAUGCAACGUCUGCAAUGUAGUUGGCCUGAAACGUGACCAUACUGUAUGAGAGGGAGAGCAAGUUCCUCGUUCGGCCUACAAUGACCACAUCAAAUCAAAUUGUGUGAUUAAUCUGAGAUCUGUGUAGAUGGUAACACUAUAAACAUGCUAAAAUGUAAUGAAACAUAUUUAACAACAACCCUAAAGAGAAACUGCUUGAAAAUAAUUGACAAACGACGUUGUAUAACAUUAAACAGUUGCUUGUCUGAUGCACAUUGAUACAGUAUGUUGCAAACAAUAUCAAUUUGUGUGAUGAAUAAAGAUGUACAGGAUCCUA
Coregonus clupeaformis (lake whitefish) is the source of this 5310-nucleotide messenger RNA. Its product is annotated as protein MB21D2. Lineage: Eukaryota; Metazoa; Chordata; Actinopteri; Salmoniformes; Salmonidae. The record is from RefSeq and is a predicted model, not a curated record. The coding region runs from base 2183 to 3616 and encodes 477 amino acids. The transcript is spliced from 3 exons.